AGUAACCCCUGCGCUCUCAACUCUAACGCCCUCUUUAACCGCAACUCUUUUCAAGCUAUUUAUUUUCGACGCCUCUUUUCCUUUUCCCGUUUCUUUUCUAUUUAUCAACGGCCCCCGCCACCGCGACACACCCCACCGACGCCCGUCUCGCGUGUCACGGCUGACUCCCUUUUCUUGCGGCUUCGGCACCUCUCUCCUGCACUCUCUGCCUGCGACCCAUGGCGUGGCUCAACUACCCGUUGCGCCGCAUGAUGGUGGCUGCGGCGCUGCUGGCGCUGUGCGUGGUGGAAGCCUCCUUUGUGACGGCAGCCUCCACCGCGGAGUACAGCGACGCGCAGCAGGCGAACACGCUGAAGUUUCUGCAGGGCUUUGUGAAGCUGAACCCGUUUCUUGCGAGCAACUGGACGGGCACGGACUUCUGCAGCUGGUGGUACGUGGGCUGCGUUCCAUCUUUGAGAUUCUCGACUUCGGGGACAGCCGCGCGCCGAAGUUCACCGGAUCGCUUGUCUUGCCUGACGUGGGUGACGAUGUGGAUGGCUCGCUUGUCAUCUUCGGCACUAUCUUCGUAA
Leptomonas pyrrhocoris is the source of this 569-nucleotide messenger RNA. Its product is annotated as putative surface antigen protein 2. The record is from RefSeq and is a predicted model, not a curated record. The coding region runs from base 219 to 569 and encodes 116 amino acids. The transcript has a single exon. NCBI's taxonomy places the organism in Eukaryota, Euglenozoa, Kinetoplastea, Trypanosomatida, Trypanosomatidae.